AUGGAGCCGGCUAGAAACGCAGAGUACGGCCAGCAGGAAUACUGGGACCGGCGCUACACGGAGGAGGAGCACUAUGAUUGGUUCCCCUCCGUGUACCCCAUGUGUGUCGCGGCGGCCUUUGAGGCCAUUGAGGCUGUCUAUAGUGUGCAGCGCGGUGCAGGGACAUUCGAUGGCACGCUGAAGGUGUUGCAUCUUGGUACUGGUAACUCAAUCCUCUGCGCCGACAUCCGCGCCACCUACGAGGCAAAAUAUCCGACGGAAGACUCAAGGCCCUACCGACUCGUGCAGAUAGCCACCGACUACUCUGCUGUGGCCAUCGAUCGUAUGAAGGCCAAGUACGGUCCAGCCCAUCCGCUGGAAAACGUACACUGGGUAGUUGCCGAUGUCCGCGAUCUCAGUCGCGUGCGUGCGCAGUUUGGUCCUUUCUUCGACGUGGUGCUGGACAAGGGCACCAUGGACGCGCUGCAGGCAGACAAAGCGAACCAGAAUAUGGAAGACGACAUUGAACGGAUGCUCUGCGAGGUGAGUAGGUGCGUCGAGGGCGGUGUUGGCACGCGCGUGUAUCGUGUGUUUGUGCAGAUCACGUGGGAAGUUCCUUACUUGCGCCUUUACUACACCACGAAGAAUGCCGCGCACACCUUCGCCUGGGGCACCGAUGUCACCUACCGCUUUCUGGGUGAGAGUGACAUGUACAGGGUGUACACGUACGAGGUGUCACCGCCCUCUUCCGAGUAG
Leishmania mexicana MHOM/GT/2001/U1103 is the source of this 735-nucleotide messenger RNA. RefSeq lists its product as hypothetical. The record is from RefSeq and is a predicted model, not a curated record. The transcript has a single exon. Lineage: Eukaryota; Euglenozoa; Kinetoplastea; Trypanosomatida; Trypanosomatidae. The coding region runs from base 1 to 735 and encodes 244 amino acids.